ACUUUGCGUAUGCCGGAGGCAUGGCUAGAGUUUCAAUCACGUUUGGACACAUGAAGGAUACCAUGUCCAGAAUUCUGUCGAGGAUGCUGGUACCUCUCCAUCGACUGUACGUAGAUGAGGUAAGACCUGUGGAUCAAACUAGGGUGUACCACAAGUUCACACUCCCUUCGCCCAUUCUCCGCGCAUUCCAGGUACGUAUCUGGACAACCAUUGUCUUCAGUUUGUUUUUAAUUAAUUAACUCAUUUUUAAAGUACAAGGAUGUAUCGGGGUGCUCGACGGAGCACAUGUUCCCAUGCAUCCUCCAUCAGUUGAAUUCAUAAAUUGGCAUGGCCGUCCACGUAUCCCUACUACCAAUGUGCUCGCUAUUUGUGAUCACGAUUUGUUGUUCACGUACUUCGCAUCCGGUGUUGAGGGGUCCUACCAUGACACUCAUGUGCUAAAUACGUGUAGAACCACAGAAACAUUGCAUUUUCCAGAGCCACUCUCAAGUAAAUUCUACAUAUGUGACAGCGGCUAUGUGAACAAGCCAGGGUUCAUGGCGCCAUAUAGAUAUAGGCGUUACCAUCCUCAUGAAUUUGAACACAAUGCACCGGAUAAUUCAGAAGAGUUUUUCAAUCUCAUCCACUCGGGCUUAAGAUCAGUGAUUGAGAGGAUGUUCGGCGUCUGGAAAAAUAAGUGACAUAUUGUUCAAAAAGGCUAUUCUCUUGUUGGUUUCAAAGUCUGGAAACAGUUGGCCAUCAUUGAUUCAACUGCAGCUCUUCAUAACUUCGUUCGCAGACGCAUGAAUGACAUUUACUU
Impatiens glandulifera is the source of this 799-nucleotide messenger RNA. RefSeq lists its product as uncharacterized. The coding region runs from base 294 to 680 and encodes 128 amino acids. The record is from RefSeq and is a predicted model, not a curated record. The transcript has 2 exons. Lineage: Eukaryota; Viridiplantae; Streptophyta; Magnoliopsida; Ericales; Balsaminaceae.